Molecule: messenger RNA, 1225 nt
Organism: Dendroctonus ponderosae (mountain pine beetle)
Lineage: Eukaryota; Metazoa; Arthropoda; Insecta; Coleoptera; Curculionidae
Product: odorant receptor 9a-like
Exons: 8
Coding region: 1-1206 (401 amino acids)
Biological process (GO): sensory perception of smell; detection of chemical stimulus involved in sensory perception of smell
Cellular component (GO): plasma membrane
Molecular function (GO): olfactory receptor activity; odorant binding
Source: RefSeq, a predicted model, not a curated record
AUGGCCCUGGAAGACAAUCCGCCUGCAGUCUACCACUUGAGUUUCGCCCGAAAAAUGCUACUGAUGUUAGGCAUAUGGCCUCUGAAUCGUGGCGAUUGGUUAGAGAAGCUAUAUGAGCUCUAUUUCCUAACUACGUUUAUUUAUUACAUCGCUUUUAAUAUCAGCGGCGCUGCUUUGGCCAUAUUGACCUGGUCGGAAAAUUAUUUGACCACUGCGUCCAGCAUGGGCAUCGUGAUCGAAUAUAUGAGCAAUGCCUAUAAGGUAGCUAUAUUCAAGUCAGCUACAAUGAGAGGACUGAUAAGGGAAAUCAACGAAAAAGAGCAGCAAAUCUUUGAGAGCGACAAUCAGAAGGUGAAGCGCUUGUAUAUGAAGAACGCGAACGAAAAUAGGAAAGUGGUGCUAAGCUACACUGUGAUGGGCACAGUAGGAAUUUCCCUCUACUUUCUUACGCCUCUAGUAGGCAAUGCGCUUAUUCCCUUGGCGUUUAAUAACGAAACCGGCAUUCAAGCCCACUACUUCAUUGUGUUUAGUUGGUUUCCUUUUGACCCCAACCAGUACUACUGGGCAGCCUAUUUGCUGCAAUUCAUUGGAUGUCUGAUCGGCUACUCGUAUAUAGUAUAUUGCGGGGUCUUGUACAUCAGCAUUCUCAACUUUAUAAAGGUGCGCUUUCAGAUUAUCCAACACUAUUUCAUCAACCUUUCAGACUAUGGCGAGGAAUACGAGCAGCUUUACACUGUUGAUCAGGAAAUGGCGCAGUUUCUGUUGCUGAAAGUGCUGGUGAAGGAGCAUCUUCAGAUAAUUGACUUCGUUAAACGGCUAAACGACACCAUGCAGUUCUUCACGUUGCUAAACUUUCUCAUUUCAUCUUUCCAACUCUCUCUACUGGCCUAUCAGAUUCUUCAACUGCCCUUAAUUCAACAACUGCCAGUUCUUUCCUAUUUCACCACCCUCAACACUCAACUGAUUCUGACCUACCAGGCUGCCCACAUGAUCGUUGUUGAGAGUAGCAACAUGGCCGACAGCCUAUUCAUGGGAAACUGGCAUACGUACUCGCCCCGCACGCUCAGAACGCUUCAAAUGAUUUGUAUCCGAGCUCAGAAGCCGUUGGCAAUGACUAUCGGGCCAAUAGCGCAAGUCAAAGUUACAGCUCUUAUUCAAAUUUACAAGGCCUUGUACUCGUAUAUGUGCAUUAUGAUGAAGAUUUAAAUACCCAAACGGGUCAGUU